Staurois parvus is the source of this 321-nucleotide messenger RNA. The record is from the annotation of a GenBank genome assembly. Lineage: Eukaryota; Metazoa; Chordata; Amphibia; Anura; Ranidae.
GAAGAGGCUCCCACACUGCUCCAACACUGCUCCAGGGCCAGGGGCAACGUGUUCAGCGCUGCCAGAGGUGAGAUUAACUGCUUGCAGUGUCAUCCAUCAGUGCCCAGUAGUGUCGCCUGUCAGUGCCCAGCAGUGUCGCCCAUCAGUGCUGCCCAUCAGUGCCACCCAUCAAUGAUGCCCAGCAGUGCCAUCCAUCAGUACCCAGCAGUGUCGCCUGUCAGUGCUGCCCAGCAGUGCCACCUGUCAGUGCUGCCCAGCAGUGCCACAUGUCAGUGCCCAGCAGUAUCGCCCAUCAGUGCUGCCCAUCAGUGCCACCCAUCA